Messenger RNA from Paramisgurnus dabryanus, 2313 nucleotides. RefSeq names its product heterochromatin protein 1, binding protein 3 (gene hp1bp3). Gene Ontology annotation, cellular component: nucleus; nucleosome; chromosome. Gene Ontology annotation, biological process: nucleosome assembly; heterochromatin organization. Gene Ontology annotation, molecular function: nucleosome binding; DNA binding. The record is from RefSeq and is a predicted model, not a curated record. NCBI's taxonomy places the organism in Eukaryota, Metazoa, Chordata, Actinopteri, Cypriniformes, Cobitidae.
UUGCGAAGGCACCCGUGCACGCCUCCGCCUUUACGUGUACGUACGUGGGGGAGGGGCACGUAAACAGAGAAUUGCAAAAAGGGAAGGGAGUGUUUCUUUCAUCUGAUAACCCAGUACAUCAAGAGACUACAAUCAUGCCCAUUCGGAGAAGAUCCGCUGUACCAACCAAAGGGGCAGCCAAGGCCAAAGCCCCUGAAGAAGAUGCCAAAGCUGAAAGUUCUGCUCCUGUAGAGGAGGAGAAAAAGAAAGAAGCAGCUCCCGCCGAACCAGCUCCGGCCAAACCUGCAAAUGAUGAAGAGAAGGCAGAAGAAGGAGAGAAAGAGACCGCACCGACCCCUGACGGUGAAGAGCAGGCCAAAACCGAUGGAGAGACUCCUGAUGAAGGAGAGAAACCGGAAGAGACGCCAGCUGAACAAGUGAAAAGCAAGAAGAAGAAGAAAGCUAAAGAAGUUGUAGCGAAUGCCGAAAAAGAUGGAGAUGACAAAGGCAAAAAGGUCAAAAAGAAGAUUCCUUCCUGGGCGACCAUCUCUGGGAAUAAAAUCACUACGACUAAUUUAUCCCAGCCCAGAGCUGAAGAAGUCAUCAUGGAGGCAAUAGAGAGUUGCAAAGAGCAGCGGGGUGGCGCAUCAUCAGUCACCAUCAUCAAGUUUGUGACAAAGAAAUAUCCAUCUGUGGAAAUGGACAAGAAGACUAAAACUCUCUAUAAAAAGGCCCUGAAGCGAAUGGUUGAGAAGGGGACUGUCAGACAGUUAAAAGGCAAGGGAUUCUCUGGAAGCUUCACCAUUGGGAAGAAGCCGGCUGCUUCUGCAGGGUCUAAGGAGACGCUGGGAGAAUCUUUGCCUCUGAUCAUCACACGUCUGUGUGAACCCAAAGAGGCUUCCUACAUCCUGAUCAAGAAAUACCUGGAGCAACACUUCCCACAGCUCAACGUGGAGAACAGGCCUGAAGUGCUGAAGACCUGCCUGCAAAAAUCUGUGGAAAAGGGCUACCUGGAGCAGAUCACUGGCAAGGGAGCUUCUGGAACAUUCCAGCUGAAAAAGGCAGGGAACAAGGUGCUCAUGGGUGGUGGGCUGCUGGAAGAUGCUGUAGUUGCCGCCAUCACUGCCAUGAACGAACCCAAGACCUGUAGCAUCACCACACUGCGAAAGUUUCUGGUGGAAAGGCAGCAGAAGAAUGGUUAUUUUCUCGUGUCUAACUUGAAGAGAACCUUGCAGAAGUGUAAGAUGAUGGGCUGGAUGGAGCAGAUUUCUGGUCAUGGACUCAGCGGAUCGUACCAGCUUAGCUAUCCGUAUUAUCCCAGCCCGGCGGUUCUGUUUCCAGAAAUGAUGGAAAAUCUCAAAAAGAAGGAGGAAGAGAAACUUAAGCGCAAGAGGAAAAUUGAAGACUCUGAAGAUGAAGACGACGAAGAGGAUGAAGAAGAAUCUGAUGAGGAAGAAUCGGAGGAAGACGAGCCUCCACGAAAAAGGAGGGCCCCAAGUGCAAAGCCCGCGUCUCGGUCUAAAGCUCGCCCGAGUAAGAGCAAGAGCAGAAAACCUGCCCCGGCAAAGAAACCAGCCAGCAAACCAGCUCCUAAGAAAGCCACACCCGUCAAAAAAGCCACACCGGUCAAGAAAGCUGCACCGACCAGCAAACCUAAAACACCGGCAGUCAAAAAGCUAACAAGCAGAGGAUCCAAACGACCGGCACCCAAGGCAGCUAAAGAAAAAGCUGAACCUGCUGUGAAAACCAAACCCGCUGCCCGCAAGUCGCUCCGAGCCAGGAAAUGAGUCGAUCCGAGACCAACUGUAUCUCUGUAGACUGCAGUGCUGGCUAUUUUCUCCUCGUAUUGUUUUAUAAAAUCUUUUGUGUUUUCCUCGUCUAUGGGCCUCUGAUUGAAGAUUUUGACCUGUUUUCCUAAUACAGCCAUUUUUGUUCAAUAUUUUUAAAUAACAGGUAAAGAGUAUGACUACUGUUCGUGUUAAGGGUUUUUAAGAAGGAAUGGUCAAUUCACCUCUGUUCACCAUUGAUAAAUCAGUUAGUCUUUCUAGAGAGGCGAACAUUUUAGUUGUCUAGAUGCCUCUUUCUUUCGAUUCGAGACUCCCAUCAAUGUUAAAGGAAGUUCUCUUAAUAAGUUUUCUUUAACUUUUUUGGUCAUGUUUUGUGAAAUUAGGUCUUUAGCUACUGUUGUAUUAUAUAAAAAAAAAACGAGUUUUGUUGCUGUUGGUUGCUUCGUGUAAGUCAAGAGAUUAUUAACUUCUAACUUACAAAGUCUACCUAAAUACAUAAUUGAAGUUCAGAUUUGAUUAAGUAUCAUUAAAGAAAUUUUGGCACCCA